Coturnix japonica (Japanese quail) is the source of this 489-nucleotide messenger RNA. It is a transcript of the gene MRPS21, whose product is annotated as mitochondrial ribosomal protein S21. The record is from RefSeq and is a predicted model, not a curated record. Gene Ontology annotation, biological process: translation. Gene Ontology annotation, molecular function: structural constituent of ribosome. NCBI's taxonomy places the organism in Eukaryota, Metazoa, Chordata, Aves, Galliformes, Phasianidae. Gene Ontology annotation, cellular component: ribosome.
GUUAAGCCCCGCCCACAACCGGUCCCGGUAGCGAUUUCCGGUUCCGGGGCGCACUGAGGUGAGUGUCGGUGUCGGUGUUUCGUGGGGUCUCGGUACUUCCGGGGUGACCGGGAGAUCCCGGAUCGUUCCCGUCGGCCAUGGCGAAUCACCUCCGCUUCAUCGGCCGAACCGUCAUGGUGCAGAACGGCAACGUAGAUGCGGCCUAUGGGGCGCUGAGCAGGAUCCUGUCUCAGGAUGGCAUCGUUGAGUCAGUGAAGCAGGGCCGGUACUACGAGAAGCCGUGUCGCAAGAGGCAGCGCUUGGCUUAUGAAGCGUGCAGGCGUGUGUACAACACUGAGAUGGCCCGCAAGAUCUCCUUCCUCGCCCGCAAGAGUCGCAUGGACCCAUGGCUGGGCUGCUAACGGGGUUACAGCCGUCUGUCCUCAUGGCCGUCUGUCCUUUGGGUGCUGCUGCUGUUAAUAAAUGCUGUGUGCAGCGCUCUGCUUCGGC